Molecule: messenger RNA, 21468 nt
Organism: Porites lobata
Lineage: Eukaryota; Metazoa; Cnidaria; Anthozoa; Scleractinia; Poritidae
Source: the annotation of a GenBank genome assembly
UAUUAUACAGUGUAACUCCUGCAGACUGACGCUUCAUCGUUGAUUCUACAUUUUUGAAGUGAAUUAAAAACAAGCGACCGUUUCAAAACUCCCGUGAGGAUAACUAUUGUUAAUGUGAGUAUGGAAACCUUUUUGAAUACAUUUAUGUUGUGUUUGCGAGCAACCGCUAAGGAGUAUUUAUAAUAUUUUUCUAUUUAAUGUUUUUUCUUUGCCAAAAUUGGUAAAUUAACCCUUUCUUAUUCAGCCGUUUCUCUAUCAACUGAAUAUAUAUAAAGCAAGGGAUAAAUAUUGUUAUAAAGAGGGUUUUCCGACUCUUUAGAGCUAAAAUCACCUGCUCCUUAGCCGGCUUUGCCGACAUCUCAGAACAAACUGUUGAUUAAAAGUUCAGCCCAGGAUGAAGAGAGUUAUAAUUGGAAUUGUGCUCAUUGUGUAAUUAUUAGAUUAAGUAUUAAUAACAAAAUUAAACUUUUCUCCUGAGAGAUAUUCAUUUUUAGAACAGCACUGCCUUUUUUUCCGUAAAAUUUUUUUGUUAAUAAGUCUUUUUAGUAAUAAUACUACUUCCUCCGGUUUUGAAUUUGUUUUAAUCACAACUCGAUCAGGCAUCGAAAAUGUAAAUCUACUAAAACUAGCAACUUGAUUGAAAGCGUUCUAAAGGUACGGAUUGCCCCAAGUCAUUCUUUUCACACGUCUUUUUAUAUCCCUUCUGUAUUUCAAAAGUCGACUGAUUUAUUUAAUAUUACCAUAAUUUAUCAUUACUUGGAGAGUCAAUAUUGGAAAUGACAAACAGUCAUCAAAACUUAUCAUGCUUCGGUAAUAAGGAUAUCCAAACGGUUUUAUAGAAGACGCGUUCUCCACUUGUUUUCCGUUAUUAAAGUUUUAACCUGUCAGGUGUCAGCAAGAUACACGGAGAUAAGAAAAUUAAAGGAAAGCAAUUUGCUUUUUGAGUAGCUAACGUCACUACCGUAUUAAAUUAGACUCAUCAAAAAUAAAUGAAACUUAAAGGAAGAAAAUCCUCUUCGCUCAUUCCAGGUACUUUCUCUAGUCAAAAACAAUGGAAGUUUUGAAAAUAAGGGUGGGAGCUGUUCUCAGUAGGAUAAUUUGUGGUGAGUAUCAUUAAUGAUUUUAGUUCAUGUUCUUUUUGCUAUAAAACGUAGUUGAAAUACCACAACUUUCUCUUCUUAGUAUUAUUUGUGCGACGAGGUAUAACUUAUGAAGAUUGAUCUUGAAAAGAAUAACUUGCAGACAGAAAUAGGUAGUUCUUAUGGUAGUAUUUCACUGUGAUAAAUGGUAUUUUAACAAGACCGCAAUUCUUUAACGAUAUCCAAGCAUAACAGAAAACCAGUCCGUCUACUCAAAAUGACCACAAGGGCUUAUUCAAUGCAAAUGUGGCUCCUUCAAAUAUUGAAGAAGCUAGAAAAAUUAUCAUAAAGGUCUCAGCGAAUUUUGUAAACGACGGAUGGUGGUCUGCAAAUGCUGUUUCACUGAGUUGCUAAGAAUUUCAAAAAACGAUAACAAAAUAUAUAUUUUUUAAUAUUCUACUUUUUAUCUUAUUUGUGUCUGUCCAAUGAGGAGAAUAUAAAUUUGGUUAAUGAUAUAUUCUUUAAUUUCUGUUGCCUUCCUCGUUUUCAUGUAAUACACUAAUAAGAUGUUCAGCAGGCGUCUUUAGUCUCAUUAGUCAUACUCAGUAUUAAAACUUAACUUGACAUAUGGUUCUAUCCCUUUUUUAAAAGAGGAGACAUGCGACGUAAUCCUACAAAGUUGUUUUAAUAUAUUUUUUGCCUUACUCUCUAGUCCUCUGUGUCUCCAAUGUAGCAACAAAUGGUAAGUUGUACUCUCUGUCGUAAAAGUGCUGCUUAGCGGAAAUAUAUCUUUUUCAGUAGAGGUGACAUAAUUAUCUCAUGGAUCACAAAUUUGAAAUUCUGCGCGGGUCAGAAAAAAUAAUAAGGUCAUAAAAUCUUAUUUCUCAAAAUUUUGUCUAGUUGUCAAAAUAAUUUUAUCUUUCACUAUAAAUUUUUCUCCACUUGUUACGUGUUCAAUUAAAACAAUCCAAAAACUGGUUGAUUGCAUGAUGUACAUUUAGAUCAACCCCACUUUAAUUUCUAGCAGUCUUCCCCCUCUGGACAGGUAUAAGGGUGUACAAAUUUUAAACGUUUUAAAGUAUAAAAAUCUAUCAACUUAAUCCUUUAAUUUCUAUUUAGCUUUCCUUUUAGAAUUAAGUCUUCCCCUUUUCGGGUCAGUCCUCAUGCGUCUAACUAUACUGUAUAGCGGCCUCAUAAAAGUCUGAGUAAUUAGCAAAAGAUAAAGAUACAAAGACAGCAAAUGUCUAUUUUUAUACAGGAAAAUCGUGCUUUCUUUCCUAUGAGGCCAUGCAAGGGCGAGAGCUUAAAGGAGAAAACUGUGCACAGUUUGUUAAUGGAACCCAACAACAUUAUGAUUUCACAAUACAAUGCCUUUGCAUAAUAAGGAAGUGCUUCAAGGAACUGUGCAACCAUCUUGCUACGUGCUUCAAUGAAACUGAAAGAUGGCGAUAUGCUUGUUAUAAGGGGUUACUGAGGGGGCAACUCCAUAUCUCUACUUCUGUAAAAGGUGGUGAUGCAUCUUUUGUGAGGAGUAUCCACAUGAAAUACAUUAAAUGUUUAAAAAGAAUAUCCAUAAAGACAACCAAAUAUUUCUGCGGAGAAACCAAGGCAUUAACUGGUAAGUAGACUUUUAGGAAGUUCAUCUAAACAUAAAUUAGUAUGGUUUAUGGGCCCAUCAUCGUAUCUUUCGAGGCCGUUGCUAGGGAAAAGUUGUCAACCUAUAACUUAACAUAAUACGGCUAAUUUGAAAUGGGGAAAGAUUGUAUGGCCAAGUGUGGUUAGCGAGUCGAACUGUGAAUCCGAAAGAUCGGGUUUGGGCCCUUCUCUCACCACUCGUAGGAUUUGCAUUGCUUCUCGGUAGUCUAGCCAACUGGUUUAUUUACUUAUUCACUACUUUAAAAUGAAGCACUUAUAUUUUCAUCUUACUCAUCCCGAGUUAAACGGGUUAUGUCACGAGGAUAUUGCUGUUUUAGGUAAAUUCUUUGUUUAAGUCGUUACCCAUACACAAAAUGCUCUUGUCGAUAUGAAACAAAUUUCAGCAGGGAACAAUAAUCUUAAUAUUUUUUUGGGUGAUUUUUGCAUAUGCAGCAUUGAAACAUGAAAAAGUUGGCUAAGUUUCUAUCCAUUUCUAUCCUUGCCAUCCGUUGCAACAGACGAUCGCGACGGGAUACCUUUUCAAAGCCAAAAUAUGGUCUUCAAUAACAAAACUGGACUAUAAUUGUUGAAAUCAGCUGAUGUCAAGACAAGUUAUUAUCACUGUAAAUUCAUUGCUGCUGUCGGUCAGGGCGAAAUGAAGUUCCUGUUGGAUGGAACCUCACGUGCGUUCAGAAAGAUUAGUAGUGUGAUGAAAAAGUGUCUUGCCUUGAUUGGAAACAAUAAAAAAUAGUAACCAAAACUCGAGAGCAGUGAUAAUUUUUUUGUUGCAUUUUUUAAUUCUUCUUUCCAUAAUCUUGAGGAGCCAUUAUGUUAACCUUGUUUCUGAUAUUUUCGUUGUAGUGGAAUCACCAUGCGCAAAAAAUAGGAGUGGUAUCAACUCAACCUGUGAUAAACUGGUUCAGGGAACAAACGGACGUUGGUUAAGACCUUUGACUAAAUCAGAAUUUUGCUCUUUAUUUGCAUCCUGUUUUCACUUAGAAACACUUCGAAAAAGGUGCGAAAGUACCUUUACGUUGUACUAUAACUAUUUCCAACAUCAUGUGUUCCCACUUGAGAAUGGAACUACUCAUUUUCAAAUUACCUAUGAGAAGCAAUGCGAUAUUAAGCCAAGCAUUUUCUUUACCAAUGUCAUUCGGUGCAACACCAUUGCUAAAAGCAGUGAAAGCGGUAAGUAAUUAUUUUUAACAAAUAAAUUAAAAUGUCAGCGUAUUUAAUGCACAGCACUAAUUGAGGAGAAUAUUUUACGGUACGUUAACCAAGCGCGCCGCCCCUGUGUAGCCAACUGCAAAAUGGAGGCAGUACAGCGGAAGGACUAACUGACAGGAGGUAGCGCACUUGACCGCAGAGCGGUAGGUCGCGGGUGAAGUCCUUGGGGUCGGAUCAAUAAUCAGAGUCAUAAUAUUAACUGAAGAUAACUGAGAAUUGAAGGUACUUUGAUUGCCCUGCAAACGGUGGGCGUUCUUGUGGGUCGGAUGGCCACGUAAAAUGGUGGUCCCGUUCCCGUCUCCAGUAGGAGACCUAAAACUAUUGUUUUCAUUUAGUACUUUUAUGCUAAAUUAUUAACAUUCAAGUAGUAAAGCACAUUUUUCACCUUCUUAGUUUCUUUAAGACUCUACGUAGGCAUUGUUGCAGCCCUGGAUCAAAAGGCUACGAUCUUCCUCUCUGCAGACAAGAUAACUGCCAACCGAGAUAAAGAUACAUUAGGGUGUACUCCUAUAUGGACUUCAGAUUAGAUGAAGCCAGGAAUCAUCAUCAACUGAAGAUAAGCUUUGAGACAAAUUGUAGGAACUAAAAUUUCGGCAAAAUUAACCUCAAACCCUGGGUUAACCCUUAGUCAAUGUCAAUUACUUCAAAGAAAGAAAAAACAUUUAUAGGAUAAUCCAUUUUUUUCGUAGAGGUCCAAUCAGAGUACACCGAUGACGACGAAGAAAAUGAUGAAGACUUGAACAAAGAGGUAGAUAAACAUGUUUGAAAUGAGGUUUACAUCCGAUUCAUUCGUAUGUGUCAUAACAAAGGAUGUAAUUAAUCUAUUCUUAAAAUGAAAACUUCGGAAAUGCAAAUUUAAAUGAAGAUACGAUUGUCGCAGUGGUAAUAGCAAUUUAAGCAAUCGCAAAUUAACCAGAAAAAAAAUGGGGACUCCAACGAGAUUCGAACCCAUGACCUCUGCUUUAACGCUGAAGUACUCUAUUAACUAACCUGCUUCCACAAACGGCCGCGACCACUUUUUAAACUUUUGUUUUCCGUUUUCCGUGAGCGACCACCCGGAAUUAUCACGAAUGGUUGAAAGAAAACCAUUGCUCGAAUGUUUCUGAAGCUCCCGUAAGCGACCACCCUGUAUUGUUUUACCACGCGUUCGCUUACGAGAGCUCAUUCCAGUAAGCGACCAGCUCUAGUUACGACCACUUUUUUCAAUUUCCGAGGUGGUCACUUACGAGAGCUUUGAUUGUCUUCAUUUCUCAUUUGUGAAUAGCAAUUUUUGGAUUUCUCUUAAAUUUUAACUGUAAAUAUUCGUUUAACGACGUACAAUCGAACCUCCAUUUGCGACCACCUCUCAUAAGCGACCACCAAAUUUUUUUUAGACAAAACCUUGUACUUGGAACCUUCAUUAAAUCUUUGUAUGUUGUUUUUACUUAAAAAGACCAGUCAUCAAGCUGUCAAGUUUCUUGCACGACAAUUUUAACGAUUUUAUUCUUAUAAAUGUUGAAUCAUUGUCUGAUGAGUUUUUUCUUCGAUUUCUCCUCAUUCAAAGGCAAGCACACGAGAAUUGUGACGGCCUGAAUUUUAAUGAAGUAGGCAAAAGUCGUUCAGUCACAUGAACAGUUUAUGGCAGCACAGGGAAGAAAGUGAAUUGCCAAACUUUUUAUCAUCUUUUUCACAACUGAAGAAAUCGCUUUAACUGCUCAUGUAAGAAUUAUAAUGAUAGCUUGCUUCUCAUCAGAGAUAUUGGGGAAUAAAAUACCUUAACGUAACGACUUUCUCAAAACUAGGAAAUGAUGGCCCAGUUUGAGAGGGGCUUAGAGGGAGACAUCGAAUCGACGACUGGAAAUAAGUUAUGGUGCUUUAAGUCUUGUAGACCCAGAUUAUUUGUCAGUGGAUUUAAGUUCCAAGUGGAGUUUCUGUUUGUUGCAGUGGCAUCUUAAAGUUGGCUAAUUAAUUAAUGUGCUUAAAACGGCAAAAUGGCAAUUUUUACAAAGGGGGCAUGUAUCUCGCGGGGAAUUAAACAUUUUUACCUGAUAUGUUGUUACAUAAGUCAACUUACAGUACCUAACACUUGUGCCAGGUUUAAGCGAAAUCUGUGAUUUGAGCAUUAUCACCCCUGUCUGGUUCUACCUGGUUUUCUCAUGGACAGACUCUUAAAUUGCAAUUACCACUGCUCGAUAUUUGAGCACAAAACUGCAAAUUUUCGAGACUAACCAAUUUCCUGGUAAGCCAUCUCACAUCCCUGAAGGGGCGUUAAUGAAUAUGAUGAUGAUGAUGAUGAUGAUGAUGAUCUUUCCCUUGCUAUUUUAUAGAUGUUAAAAGCCCUUUGCGCACGGGACGUCAAAAAUAAAACCGCUCUGGAGGUAAAAUACUAUGUUGACUUUGGUCUCAUUUAAUUUAACAUGAAAGCACGGGAUUUAUAUCAAAAGCAACCAACUGUCAAAAGUAAUCUUUGGACCACUUUAGUUAAGUAAAACUACGCUUCUGUAAAAGCUUUGCGCCCAGGGAUAUAGAACCGAAUGAAUCAUAUUUGCUUGAACCAAGCUUUUGUCGGUCUCGUGUGUUUGCUAAGAUAAAGGAUUGUUCAUGAUCUACGCUUUUCAGGAUUGUCAUAAGUGAUGCAUUUUGGUUUGAUUUUAUCAACAGAAGUUCGCAAUGAUAGGUGACAGUGGCUACGAUCGGAAUUCUUGCAUUUCAUGAUUUGACCAGCUCACAAACAAUGUGUUUUGCUUUAUAUUUGCUGGUUACUAACUUACUAGAUAUUAGUGAACAUUAAAUGUGGUUCCCAUACCAAUAUGUUUUAGCCCUUAGACCUACAGGGAGGAGCGAGUGGGUUAGGGUCGUCUCAGACUUUUUCCAUGCGAGUUUGAACCAGAACUUCUUAGCAGCACAAGAUGGCGGUCAUUUUGAGUGGCAUCACAGGUCCCAUGGAACACCACAGAGCAUAUUCACAUGACUUCACAGCGGCCAUAUUGGUGUUCCAAACAAACUCUGCAGAAGUUGGACUCUUUCCUUAUGUAAAAAAUUUCUUUUGUUCCCAUAAAUUUGCAUAGACACUGGCCACGAGAGUGAAUACGCUCUAUACAAAAGAUGACAUCCUUGUGGAGCUGGACACGGAUAUAAUGAUUGCAUUUUUAUCCUCUCCUUGGUAAUUGCGGGGAGGGGGGAGGGGUUGAGACUACGCUCAGGUGCUAGUACAAGUAGCAACUUUAGUCUGAACUUCAGUUCACAUAUUUUGUUGUGUUUCUUUCGCUCAAAGAAAACACAAACAACAAGACCUGAACAAAACAAACAAAAUAUAUGUUGUAGUUUGUUUGAAUCCUUAGCGCAAGUUUAUAUUCCACAUAACCAUUCAAAAAAAAAAAAACACCUGAUAAGAAAAAAAUUGAACCAAGGUUUGAAUUGACUAUCAUCAUUUACUUGGUUAUAGUAUGCUACAAAAGACCUUGAAAGUAUAAUCAAGAAGGGCGAAAAUCGCACAAAAAGUUCUGAUGGAAGACGGAAUAAAAGUAGGGUGAAAACUAUUCAAGAAGUAUUCCUGGCAACUGUGGCUUUUGAGGCAUUUGCAAUAUCAUUUGCUCAGCAUCAUCUCAACCGAACAGCUUUCUUUUUAAACCUGACAAGUGACCAUGUUGGUAAGUCUACAAAUCAUUUGCAUUUCUAUUAUUGACAAAAGUAAGCUUGCCUGUAGUACUUCUGUUUGUUUUUAAAAUUCGCUGGGGAAAACACUGUAUGAAAAGUGUUGCAUUCGGUGCUAAUCUGAUCACGUAAUUAUACACUUCUAAGCAUAUGAAUACUUGAUCAGGAAACAGCACCGAUGAGUUAUUUUAAUUACUUGAUCAGAUUGGCGUCGAAUGCAACAUUUUUCAUAUUAGCAUGCGCGUAAUUGAUGAUUGCGGUGGGCAAUUUUGUAAACUUGAGAGGAGGUACAUUAUGGACUAUAUUAGGUCGGUCCCCGUUUGUGUACCCCUAGGAUACUCAACAGGAAAAAUUAGGUCCUCAGAGCACCUUAGUUUGGCUAAAAGCACCUUUAAGGUCCGGGUGUCAGAUUCGGAGAUGGUGCAGAAGACAAACCAAACGAAAGCUGCUCAAAUCAUCAACAUGCAACAUCGAGGAAGAGAUACUUAGAGCAUCGUUAUAUCUACACAGCCAAACGGUAGUAACAGUAACAAAACCAAACUUAAAUAAAGAUGUUGAUUAGUCAGGGGCACCCAACGACGGUUUCCUCCUAAAUGCAUUGAAAACACUGUUUAAGCUAUCCAGAGUACUUUUAGAUCUUUAGAAAUACAUUAUAGUCGGCGCCUAAAAAUUUAUAUCUGUUCGGUCAUCCUAGGGCACUUAGUUUUUUUUUCGAAAUUACCAGGGCUUCUAAACAGUAUUAUUUCCCCGAAAAUUUUAGGUUUCCUUUUUCUGCAAAAAAUAGCAUAACCUGGGGGAGUGAAAUGCGAAACUAUACAAUUGUACAUGAAUGGAACGGUCAUCUAGAAAAUUCUUAGCCUACCUCAAGGUAUAGAAAAUUCUAAGCAAUUUUUGCUUCUGCGGACAGGUAUGUUACAGAACAAUUUCGUUGGGUACCCUUGAUUAGUUAUCCCCCAAUUCGUUCGUCCAAUCAGGGGGCGGUUCAGGGAGACUCGAAUUUUUAUUGUGGUGCACUCUAAACGGAAAUUUUUGUCCAAAAAUGUCUUCAGUUUGAUUCCAAAGAAGAUGCCUUGAGGACGCCGUUUUUGCAUUAAAAAUUAUUUAAAAAAAUGAUCGGCUACAGUCUCUUAAUGCUUGUCGUAGAUUUCAGUAAUCCCCUGUUGACAUCCACUGUUCUUGAAUUAAACUAAAAGCCGAAUCAGCGUUCUAAAGUCGACGUUUUAAGAGAAAUUCCUUUACAGAACUACAGAUCAGGAAACGCUUCUACGACAAUGAAAGCGACUUUUAUUUCGAAGAGUCUCAAGGGCGGAGCUACAUAAAGAUUCCUUCAGAAGUAUCUGCAAAUGGUAAGAAAGUUUAAACAUAAAUCACAAGAGAGUCUCUCAGUAGUGAUGCUCUGGAAUUCUCGGGGUGGUUAAAUAAAAUCCUUUAACUUAAUUGAAAUUAGUCACAAAGCGUAAAGAAAUAGAACUUACGAGCGCCAUUUUGAAUGAAUUAUUUUAUCCACUAUUAUUGUACACCCAGGGAGUGAAAAGGCGCACGUAAAUAUUAAAUUUAUUUAAGUUUCUCAAAUGUGCGCCAUUCUCGUUCAAUUCAAGUAAAGUUUGGUACGACAGGAUUCUGAUGAGGAAGUGCAAUAUUUGUGUUGAUUUGAGUAAUAAGAGUUGAAUUUAGGUCAUUCUUUGGAGAGACCCACACGGUCACACACGGUCACACGCGGUCGUUAUCGAACACAAAUGGUCGGAAUGGAUUACCGUUGCUGCAACCUAUCUCAAGUCCAUUGCGUUCUAUUGAGAUAAGGUCCAUCAUGCUUUACUGUUAGCGUCAUAAUUUUGUGAGUGGAAAUAUUACUUCAACAAAAGAAAACAAAUAUUAAAAAACAUGAAAAUGAAGGGUAACUUUGAGACGAUGGGUCUACCUUGCUUACUAUUUGCGUAGUAGUUAAGUGUUUACUGGUCGGUCAUUCAGUAAUACGUUUGUUUCGUAUCGUUUAGGCUCAGUGCUGCUAGGAGUUGUGUACAAAUAUAUCCACAAACUCUUUCCCACAAAUAAACUCAAGGCGAACACAGCUUAUGAGCAAAGGUUAGCCAGGCAUUCAUACCAAUUAUUUAUAUUUGUUUACUUUAUUUCGUUGAUUUUUUUGUUAAACUAGCUUUAGUUAUUUGGCGUAAUGCCUUUACACUGACUAUUAUCAAGCCUUUCCUUUAUAUUGAUCAUAACUACCAUUACCAUCAUCAUCAUCAUCAUCAUCAUCAUCAUCACCAACAUCAGCAUCAUCAUCAUCAUCAUCAUCAUCAACAACAUCAGCAUCAGCAUCAGCAUCAGCAUCAGCAUCAGCAUCAACAUUAUCAUCAUUGUUAUCAUUAUCACAUAGCGUUUACAGAUGUUAAGAACCUCGAGAACUGGGCAGCCAACAAUAGGAUGUCUUUGAUUUUAUCAUAAACAUGAGAAAUGCUGUUGCAUCGCAGAACUUCUAAGCCUGCUCCUCCUCCAGUUCCUGGGAUUGAGGGGAAAGAUUGUGUGAAAUUCUUGGGAAUUACUUUCCACAAAUAUCUUUGUAAUUGGGAUGUUCAUAUUGACAGCUUCCUCUCUGGAGCUGUUAGCCGUCCGUAUAUUCUUAGAGUAUGCAAGUAUUAUGGGUACACUAAAGACCAGCUCGGUGCACUCUUCCAGUCCUUGAUAAUUGGAUUUUUUCAGAAUGGAUCAGAAGUGUGGGCCUCUGCCUGUCAAUCAGAUCUAAAAUUUUGCUUUGGGACCUUCAUAAGACGUGCCUAUCGUUUUAGCUGUACAAAUAGGAUCUUUUUUAUGUCUGAUGUGAUGUGAUAAAGAAUAGGGACAGUGAUCUGUUCAACAGAAUCGCUAGUUACAAAGGUCAUGUAUUGUAUGACUUGUUUCGACCUAAACGCAAUAGGGCCCUCAGAGAUAGGGGACACGACUUCAUACUUCCUAGAGUGAAAACCGAACUGUUUAAGCGGGCUUUUGUAAAUAGAUGUCUUUUUAGAAAUAUAUAUAUUUUUUCCUUGAUUUCCUUGUGUAACCUAAUUUUUGUUAUUUUGUAAAAAACAUAUCUAUUACUGAUUCAAAAGGCACACGUAUGUUGUGUCUGAUGUUUUAAUAAAGACUUCUUGUUUUUGUUGUUCUACUACUACUUCUACCACUACUACUUCUACUACUACUACUACUACUACUACUACUACUACUACUACUACUACUGCUACUACUACUACUACUACUACUAAAUGCGCUUUCUUUGUAUUGUGACAAAUGGAAGCUAAAAAUUAAUCCCAAGAAAACAAAAAUUAUGAUAUUCCAGAAACGCCCCAAAAAAUCUAUUGACAUCAAAUUCAACAUAGGCAGUGAGUCAAUUGAAAUUGUCCAAGAAUACACUUAUUUAGGUACACGUUUAACUCCAACGGGAAACUUUACACUUGCACUCGAACACUUAAAAGAAAAGGCCCUUCACGCGUUUUCUAGUAUUCGGAAGCGGACAAUUCUUAACAAACUUAAUCCUAAUACUGCAUCCCAAAUUUUUGACACCAUGGUAUUCCCAAUCUUGAGUUACAACAGCGAGGUAUGGGGAAUGUACACCAAGCAAGAUUUUAAAAAAUGGGAUAGCUCCCCAAUAGAAAAAAUCCACCUCAAAUUCUGUAAACGUUACUUAGAGGUUAACAAUAAGGCCUCUAACAUAGCCUGCAGAGCUGAACUUGAUAGACUGCCGCUGCUUAUCCCGAUAAAUCAGAAAAGUAUGAAAUAUUUUGUUUACCUCAACAACAAAGAUAAUGACUCUAUAGUCAAACAGUCUUUCCUUAGGUCAAAGAAUCUACAUUCUAUGAAUAAUUCCGGACAUUUUUCCAAUUUCAUAAACAUGCUUGAACAAUACAAUCUAACCAGUUUAGAUGCUGAAUCUCUAGAUAAUGAUAAAAUUAGACGAUAUACCACAGAAAUGAGAGAGAAAUAACUAUCUUUUUGGCGGCACAGCCUCGAAAAUUCAAAAAAACUAGAAUUUUAUAAAACUUUUAAAGAUGAAUAUUCUACAUCUGAUUAUCUCUACCAGCUAAGACAUUAUGACGAACGACAGAAUUUUGUUAAAUUUAAAAUAAGUAAUCACAAACUUAUGAUUGAACGUGGUCGAUACCGAAUCGAUCAUUUGCCAAGAGAAAAUAGAUUAUGUCCUUUAUGUAACUCAAAUCAGGUAGAAGAUGAGAUUCAUUUCCUCUUUCAAUGUAACAAAUACUCAGUACAGAGACAGGCAUUUAUUAAUCAAAUCAAUCGAAUAAUACCUGACUUUGACAAGAAAUCAUCUCCGGAAAGCAUACAACUGAUAAUGAAUUCGAAGGAACAUCAUGUAGAUAAGUUAGUUAUGAAGUUUGUCUCCUCCUGCAUGAAAAUACGUGAUUCAUUGUUAGAAAUGUAACCGAAUUUUUCUAGAUUGUUAUUAGUGCUGUUUUGUUUUUUAUUUUGAUUGUCAUAUACAUGCUUUUGCAAUACUGUAAAGUGAUGCGGUCAUGCAAAUAAAGCAAUUUAUUACUAUUAUUACUAUUACUAUUACUACUGCUACUACUACUACUACUACUACUACUACUACUACUACUACUACUACUACUACUACUACUACUACUACUACUACUACUACUACUACUUUUCAUCACAGUUCACAAAAAUGCGAGUCAGUUUUGCAUGUGAUCUUAUCUUUAGAACAAUGGACAAAUUCUUCCAUACUUGAAGAAAGUAAUUUACGUCGGGUGAAAUUUGUGAAUAAAGUUUUGGUUACACAGGUUUUAUUUUUUUUGUCUCGAAGAUGUUUACAUCAUUUUCAUUCAGCAAAUGCGAGACAAAAACUCGCAUAAACAAAGGUUACACAAGUAGAAAGGCACACUAAUCAGUUCGAACAAACAUUGAAACUUUUCAAGUGCGAAGAGAAAGUAAAUUACCAGCAUGAUGUCUCUUCUUCUCUGCCGUCAAUCUGAAUUCUGCGUAUAAACAGCUAAGUUAAAUAUGAGCUUAGCUAGAUAAAAAUGUAGUCACAACAGUGGAUUAAAAGAUUACAUCUGAGCAGAAAUUAGGCACAACUUACAUAUUUCGCUUCCCUCUCACUAAAAGCAGGUGAAUUGAAAACUUUUUUACGAAAAGACGAGAUUCUUGAAUUACCGAGACGGCAAAAUACGAGCAAAAUGUUCUCCGUAGUCCCGACUACGCGAAACAGCUCAACAACGUCAUCAACAGCUGAAACAUUAGCAUCAAUAUCAUUAUCAUCAUCAUUAUCUAUUUCGUUUAUUAUUUUUUUUUUGCCAAACCGUAACUGGUCUCAAGUACCUGUGCAUAGCCUGGAGUCGUGGUAAAAUCACCAUUGUUGUUUGUGUAUCAAGAAAAUUCCCAAGCUUUUGUCAGUCGAAAUGGUAUUUAAUCUAUCCAAAACGUAAUAGAUGUCCGCUAUUUAACCAAACCCAUACAGUGACUCUCUGUUACAUCUCUUUUUUAUUGUUUUUUUUUUCCAGAAGACUGAACACCAUCAUAAUGUCAGGAACAAUUGAUCCGCAGCCUGAUUAUUUGCAGAAAAAUGUGACUUUGGCGUUCUCAAACUUAAAGGUGACCUUUAAGCCCAUUUUUCUCUUUUUCACGACACUGCAAAACCAUUGGUUAACUCUUUAGUACUUGAUAUUUUGUGUCAUCACGCUGGUGUAGCCGUGGGUAUUAUUUACACUCUUUUCCAUCUUCCUUAUCCGAAGUUCCCUGUUUAAACUCUCAACAAUUAAUAGUCUUGCAGCAAUGUAGUAUAAUCCUUCCUUUAUUUGGCUUAAUUGACAACCGUUUUCCAUGGUCUGUACUCUUACUGGCCGUAGAAAUGACGUCAUGAUGUUCAAAUCAAUGAAAGUUUUGAAUAUUUUGUCGUAAUUUCUAUAGGCGAUAAGAGCACAAACCAUGGAAAAUUGUUAUCCACUUUUGUUUUCACUAUAACAUUGACAGUUUUGACGUCCAUUUCCGUUGAAGUGUCUCGCGCGCGCUCUAUAAAGAGAAGAACAAAUUGCGCCACCAUCACGUCAUUUCCAUAGGCUGUACUCUUACCGAAUAUAGCUCUCGAGAAACAAGCGCAAGAAUUUCGCUCAGUUAUGGUAGAAAUAAUUAUUUUAAGUGUUAGAGAAUGCAUGAGAUCUUUCUAUAUCUUUUUAGGAGGUUACUGGGAAAAGAGAAUGUGCCUUUUGGAACUUAAACCUGAAUUAUAGGUAUGUAUGACCAGAGUCACAUGCUCGAAUUCAAAGUCUUAACUGUGGAAGACUUCAACAUCCGGCAGUCAAUACACCCUUCUUUCAUUCAGUUCAGUCUAAAACUUCCGAGUCAGUUUUGUAAACUGUAAACUUGCCUUAGUUAGCUUUAGUCGUAAUUUCAUAUUUUGCACGCAUUAUCCCGCCUCUAAUAGCCUUGGUAGCUGCGGGAAAUGUUUUUGUUAUAUUAUCUGUUUAUUAAAAUGAAGUUUAUUGUUGUUGUUGUUAUUUUUCUUUUCCCUACCCAACAAAAUUUCUAAGAUGUUAAGAGUAUGACAGUAUAAAAAUGAACUUUGGGAGUAAUUGUCGGUGCUGAGGUAGUUAACGAGCUUUGAUGUUUUCAAAUAAUGUGCACAUUAGGUCAGUGGCAGCACCUUAUGUCAUAUGUUUUUUUUUAUCGCCAUGAUGUCAGUUAAGAUACAUAAAUAAUCUUAAUUUGUGGAAAGUAACAAAAAAGAGUUAAAGUUCUUUACUGAUUCAAUUAAAUCUUUUUAGACAUUACUACCAACCAGUGGUUGACGUAGAAACGUAUGUGAGUCGUAGAGAAAACUCUUUCACUUACAGGUUUCCACGAUUGCAGAAGUUUGGUUUGUAUCCAUUUAAGUCAGAGAGGGGUUUUUCAAUUUGUCUGGCUUCAAUAGAAAGAAAGCGAUCCUCCCUUUGUGUACUGCCUGACAGCUUUGCGUUCUGCCUGUCAAUCCAUUCAUAUUUGUAAGGGUAAAGAAAUUCACCAUUUUCACAUUGACCAUGAUGCACCUUGUUUACCCGACAAAACUUUGCAUAACUAUCGUUUCGAUUUGCCUUGGGACAAGUGUAAUACCCUAGAGAAAAUGGAAACAAUGGUUAUGCAAAAUUCUGGAGGGUAAACAAGGUGUAUUAUGGUCUGUGCAAGUAGUGAAUAAGUCCUUUCAAAAUAAAACAGUUAGAAUUAGGUAGAAAGGAUUUUCAAUAAUAAAGGAAAUGUACUUCUGUUCUGUUUUUUUUUUAGCCCUAUUGGGUGGUCAGGAAGUGGAUGUCAAGUGAAAUGGAUGAGCAAUGACAAAACCGAAUGCAGCUGCAAUCACUUGACUCAUUUUGCGGUUCUGAUGCAGUUUGAUUCGACUUCUGCAGGGAGCAGUAAAAUCAGAAUAACUAAGGUCAGGCAUUCGUAGGAAAAAUUUCUAACAUUGCCUGUUGAGUAAUCUUAACGCUGCUUCACCUUGUCACCUUCACAGUUGUCACGUCAAUUGCACGAAUCAGGAAAUACUGCAUUUGUAAUCCAGUCUUUUUACUACUCUCAACAAAAGUCGUUCCUCAGUAACAUUGUUUUCAUACUUUACUCGCCAAGUCUACCAGCCAUAAUUGCUAUCUGGUUCCAUGUAAGGUAAUCCAAGACAGAUCCUCCUUGUGGGUUCCAGAUUCCAGGGACUGGAUUCCUGAUGCUUUCUCUUUGGAAUCUGGAUUCCAAUUUCCAAUCGUUGGCGGAAUUUCGGAUUCCUUUACCUGAAUUCUGGAUUCUGAAGCCCGGGAUUCCAGAUUCCUCAAGCAAAAUUUCCCGCAUUCCGGAAUCAGGAAUACCUUGCAUCAGUGGGGCGAGGUGUCAUUCUAAUUAUUUGCAUUAAAAGAUCUUCUCUGUUCAUUUAUCCUAUACAGGCAGAUGAAAGGAUACUGAACAUUCUCACUUACGUUGGUCUGACGCUGUCACUCAUUGGAAUAACAUCGACAAUAAUCUGCUACGCUUUUCUUACGUACGUGUUAAUCUUUAAAAUCCCAGUAAAAUCUGUUCAUCUGUUAUACUUCGUCGAUUCAUCAGUUCAUUUUCAUAUUUGUUGAAAUAUUUGUCUUGAACAGGGAGCUUGCAACGCCAUUAUCCCAGAUCAGGAUAAGCCUCGUCACUUGUCUAGGAGCAGGACAAAUUAUCUUUCUUACUGGUAUAAACGCGACCAAAAGCAAGGUAUUGGCCGUAUUCACACUAGAGACGGAUUAUGCCUCUGAGACGGAUUAUCCGUCUGAAACACGGAUAAUCCUCUUUAAAGAAUACAAAAAAUCUGUCAAAUUUGACGGAUAAAUCCCAAGGAUAAAAGUUCCCUGACGGGAUUACGGUUCUUCCAAAAAAUGGGAAUUAAAAAUUGACGGAAAAAAGUUCCAUUUUUCUUACAAAAUUAAGACCGUUCCAUUUUUAGAUAAAGACGUAUUAUCUGUCUGAUGCGAAUUAUCCAACGGAUAACUCUUCUCACGCAGACGGAUAAUCCGUCUCUAGCUAGUAUGAGAACGGCUAUUGUAAGCGCGGAUGGGAAGUGUUUAAUAAGAACUCCAGAAGUUAUGGUGGUCUUUCAAAUUGCCAGGUAUAUUUUUUCGCAUUCUACCUACAGGGAUUCACUACAUUCUUUCAUUCUUACAACUAUUUGUACCCGCUGCCUUAUGUCUUACGGUCACUUCUGUUAUUUUUAAGUCAGCGGUACAGAUCGAGUAAAAUUAUUUUUGCCGUAAAAGAAGCUUUAACCUCGAUUUCAAUCAACCAAGGAAUACAUCUCUUUCGCUAUUCUGGAAAUGCUUGGGUUACUUAAGUACAGUCGAACCCCGCUUCACGGACACCCACUUAAGGUGGCUGAACAAAGUUUUGGCAGUUUGCAAGAGAAAGGUUGCAGCUCACAAGCUGAAACUUGGCAAGUGAAAAAUAUACUGAUGAAAGAUUUAGAGUGACAUGUAAAAUUUGAUGUUUUCGUAGUUUCCAUGGCAACAUGCAUGAACGAUUAAAUACAACCUUAAAAUUUCAGUUUUGCUCAAUUGACAUAAUAUUCGCUGAUUAGAUUUUCCUAUAAACUUGCACAAAGCUUACUAUAAUUAAUCAUUACCAUUUGAAACUUAUUUGAUCAAAUUUUAACAGACGGGUUUUUAGAUAAUCAAUAAUAUAAUUGUACUGUAAUUAUUACAUGUGUUACAAAAUUCGUCUGUUCAACUUCCAUUUUAAAGCUUUCAUUAUUUAGAAUACGGUAAAAGCAAAAAUUCUGCCAAAUAUCAAAAAAAAUUUUUAAUGAGUAGAUUUUGAGAAAUCGUCUUCUGUGUACCAUUUUUUUUCGUCGCCAUUACGGAAAGUUUUCCUUGUCAGUUGCCCUUGCAUUUUCCCUAAAUGUUACCCACUUAAUGCUGACACCCCGUUAAUACGAACGCGGUCUAUUACCCCUCAGUGUCCGUACAGUUAACGGCGUUUGACUGGAUGCCAAGUAAAUAUGAAUAUCUCCAACUUUGUUCCAGGGCGUUUGUGUAGCAGUAGCAGCUAUGAUUCAGUAUUUCAUCAUGGCCGCUUUCUGUUGGAUGCUGAUCGAGGGAGUUUACCUUUACAUGUUUGUUGUUAAAGUUUACAACGUCAGCAGUAAGAUGAAAAUUUGCCAUGGAGUUUCGUGGGGUAGGUUUACUUUAUAGGUUGCAGUUUGGGCGUUUAGUAAUUGAGCAUUUCUAGGUUACGAGUCAAUUCUGUACUAGGAGUCUGCUAUAUAUGACUAAAACCUGGUUCUGAUAUGCCGCCGAGGUACCUGCGACAUAACCGCCAGUACUACCUACAAUACUAUUCCAAAAUAGUAGGAUAUAUCGCCUCCGCUAACAAGAAACAUCGCGGGCCUUUACCGCCGGUACGCCUGCGAAGUCGAACUCUAGUCAACUUCGCAGGCAUGCCGGCUGUAAAGACUGACAUGGCCUCUGUUACCGGCGAUUUCUGAUCUCAUAUCGGAACGGUGUCACGGGCAGUACCGGCAGCUAUAUCGUAGGUAGCUAGGCGGCAUAUAAAAGUUUUCUGAACGCUCUGAGCUGUGUCACACAUGUAUCAAAUUUCAAACAGUGGGAUCUACACCACUAAAUUAAGUGAAAAUAAAAAUAACCACUUAAACGUGAAAGAAAGGUAUAUAUAAAAUGGACAAACUUGAAGUAGAUUGAAACAGAUUGCAAUUGUGGCUUUUAAAAACUUCUUAGCCUAACAGUUUUUCAAAGUUAAUUUUUGUCGUUUGGUUUGAAACAAUGCUUGGGAGAGAUACAUGUCUGACACGAAGGUGGAAUUUUGUCAUUCACGAGUAAUUUCUCAAAGCCUGCGAAUAAGAAUACCUACAAAUUGUAGUUAGCAUCAUUAACAAAAUGAACCAGACAGCCGCAGCACAGUCCCUUUCAAGCUUUAGGCAAAAUAUCAAAUUAUGUUAUGUGAUUUUUUUUUUUGUUGUUUUACUUUAAUGCACAGGUAUCCCUGCUGCAAUGGUCGCGUUAUCGCUGUUUAUUGCAGCCAUAAUGGAUGGGAUCAAAAGUUUUGUUAAUGACGAAUAGUAAGAACUGCAUUUGAUAUGUUGAUCUAUUUAUUCAAUCAAUCAAUCAUUUAUUUAUUUGCAAACUUCGCCAAGAGGCCUAGAACACUGACAGAGCAAGUUCCGCUCCACUCCAUAUUAUAGUUUGAAAUACCGUAUUUCCUCUAAUAAGAGCCUGGGGCGAUAAUUUUCCUUUGCGCACCAAAGGGGGCGAUUACUCGAGGGAGGCGAUUAUUUCAAAUACUGCUUACUGGAAGUCGUCUCUAGUAAAUGUUUUGUUUUAUUAUCUCAUUAAAUCGAAAAGUAGUCUCAUCGAAUUAACUAAACGUUGGCUUUCUUUAAGUGUUCCAAAUUUGGUUCCUUGAUUGAUUUUCAGGGUUAAUUGUCAGUGUCAAUAUAAACGUUUAAAUGAAAGCAUUUGUUAUCCAAACGGGUGUCAAUUUAUAGUUUGACUGGGAGAGGAUAAAAGAAAGAGAACAAAGCAAGAGGGGCGAUUAAUCGGAUUAAUCUAGAGAGGCGGUUAAUCGAGGGAGGGCUAUUAUUGUAGGAAAUACAGUAAUUCAACUUUUCUUUAAAGUACAAAAAAUAUCGACGUCCAUCUUUCAAUAGUCAUUGGACAAAUGAUCAUCAAUUUGGGAUUUAAGCAAAAAGCUGUAAACAAUUUAAUAAUCACUUUAAUCGGAAUCCUAUUUAAAUCGAAUUUAAAUUAACAAACAAACAACACAUUCAGCAAUUUCUCAAUAUUUUUUUAUUUUGUUUCAGUUGCUGGAUGUCUUCUUCUGGUAAUCUGAUCUGGAUAUUCGUGUCAUUUGUUGUAGCAGUGGAAAUAGUAAGUAAAGCUUAUUCUUAUGUAUGGCCCAAAAAUUGAAGACCUCCAUAAAUUGCUGAUUUCAAGGUUGGGCUGUGGCGGGUGUAUCCUUACCUUUACUGGGAUAAUUCUCUCUUGCACCUGCAGUUUCCUAGCUUUAUAUGCUUUAAUUAAAUAAAGGCCUCUCUCGUGCCCAAAUUUACCCCAAAAUGGAUUUGUCAUUUUUUGGUCUCCCGGCGAACUUGGCUUCACACUCAUUUUGUAAAAGGAAGCAUAAAACUUGUUGUAUUCUGGUGUGUGUUUUUCUUAUCUUCACGUUGUUAAGAAAGAAGUGGUUUUUUUUUCAGAUAAACCUUUUUAUCCUGGCGCGCGUUAUCAAGGAAAUGACGACAAUGCAACAAGCAAAAGACAACCAUUCUGAACAAAUAAGGUAAUAAGAAUGUUAUUUUGGCAGGAUUUCGUUUAGGCUAAAUAGAUGUUCCGUUCUGAUAAAAGCAAGUUUGAAUACUGUCUAAUUUUUGUAGGCUUGGCAUUAGAGCAUGCGUGGUUCUUUUGCCCUUACUUGGGGUCACGUGGCUCUUUGGCGCACUUUCUUCAACGCACAAAGCCUUUGUCUACAUUUUCGUCAUCGUCAACUCCACUCAGGUGAAUCAAAAUUUCGAUUAUCAACCGUUUUCUGAUUUGUAUAAACUCCAAUCCCGCUUUACGUUUGUUUUAGUGGUCAGUUUUCUUCGCUUCCGGGGAAAGCCCCUUCAUUUUCUCUAAACUCCUCCCGCUUAUUACCGAGACCAGUCCAAUCGACGGAAUUCUCAAAGACAGUAAAUCUCACUAAUUAGCAAACUUUAUUGUCAACGGUGUUCGGUAAUACCAUUACUUCUUGUGAAAGUAAAAGAGUCUUCGUAUGAUAGUAGUAGACGAGUCAUACGAUCAAGUCAAGACAUAAAUUCUGACUGUGUUGGCAGCAGGUGAGUUGUGCAAAGUACUGUCUUUGAUUAAGAAAUAUAUAAAUUUAAUGAGCAACUUUCGAUUAUUUCCACGGGCAUUAAGUUCGCGGAAAAAUAACUUUGUGUAAGUUAAAGUUGUGUCUUGUUUGAUGAUUGUAAUAUCCCGUUAUAUUUUCCUUUACCUUUGACUUAAGUGACAUGACUGAUAUGGGGACUUUCUGUUGUCGCCUCUGUGUUCGUAUUAAUGGGGUUCGACUAAAUUUGUAAUAAUGACCUUUUUUGACGAGUAAAUAAUCUCUUCUUGUAGACAUAUUAAAUUCCACAAGACCAUUUGAUCGUACCACGUAAAUAAUUAACUCUGCAAGACAUCAACACGACACCGAAAGAACUUUUAGUCAUUGUUUCGCCCUUUUCUGAUGAAAAAUAUCCGGGUUUCUUUCACGCCAUAUCGCGUGUCUUCUUGAUUUUCGCAGGAAAAUUUUUCAUUGGAUCUAUCAAAGGUCUACGGCCCAAAAAUUCAUAAAGUGCAAACAUUAACCACAAAGGACUGCAAAGGACCGCAAACGAAUAUGUCGAAGAACGUAGGAUCUAUAAAGACCUGAUCAACAAAAAUAAUAAUGUAGACAUAUUAAAUUCUGCAAGCAGAAUACGGCAAUGCUGAUCGUACUACGUUCUUCGGCAUAUUCGUUUGAGGUCCUUUGCAGUCCUUUGUGGUUAAUGUUUGCACAAUCUUUUCUUGUUUUUCAGGGUUUCUUUAUCUUUGUUUUUCAUUGUCUUAGAAACAGUGAGGUAUGUACAACUUUUGGAAUCGAACACCCAUGGAGUAUUAAAUAGCACUAAUCCCUAAAGCCUGGUUUUCAGUAGCGCAUAAGCAUAAGCACAAGCAUAAGCACAAGGCCGUGGACCAAUCAUAGGUCAGUUUGACCCAGACCUCAAGCGAACAUAUGAAAAGCAAUAUGGCGCACGCUUCGUCCGCCAUCUUGUUUAUCAUUGGGUUGAGGAGAGCUGGUAUCUACAAGUUUUCCCGCGCAAUAAUCGGGUGCCAUUGCAAGAUAAUGACUAGCAACACGCAAGUGAUCGGAGUAGAAAAACGUUUCAUUAAGAUGUCAGAUACACGCCGCGAAAAAUAAAUAUACUUUUAUUACUAUGUUCUUACGUAUUUUAUAAGCGCGUCCACAAUAUUUGGUAGUAUAUGUCUGUAGGCUAAUUGUUUUAUUGCUCUACAACUGUGAUGGGGAAGAUGACGUAGUAUAGACCUCUUCAGCUUGCGUGUUUUGUUUUCCCAAAACAGGUUAUGUAAUAAUACCCUAGGGGACUGCUUCUUUCAAAUUUCGUCUCAUUCACUUGCACAUGUACGCAUAUGUACGCAUGUGCAACUGUACGACAAAGGGUCAAAUUCCCCUGGGACCUCAAUAGGAAAACAAAACAUACAAGCUAAGGAGGUCUAUUUCCAUGAUAAUCACUUUUUGUCUACAGAUCAGGGAGAGAUUCAAAAAGAGAGUCAGAAUGGUUCAUCCAGUUGCAAGUGAUGGCACCAGCUCUUAUAAAAGGCAGUCGGAGAUUAAAGACAGUAGUGGAGUCAUCUUUCUCAGAAAGAUUGAUUUACUGGCGCCCUAG